Molecule: messenger RNA, 2196 nt
Organism: Acanthocheilonema viteae
Lineage: Eukaryota; Metazoa; Nematoda; Chromadorea; Rhabditida; Onchocercidae
Source: the annotation of a GenBank genome assembly
AUGGUAUCAUGGCAUAGCAAAAUAUUUUUUGCUGCUAAUCGAGUAAUACUACGGCGUUUGCUAAUCAUUGGUGGUGGUAGUGUAGUGGCUACGACAGCAUUUUCAUUACUAAAAAUUGAUUUAAAUGGUUCAGCUCGUUUUCGUACAGUCUUGGCUGAUAAUGGAGAUAUCCACAUCCAACUUAACAAACGACUUUCCGGACAAUUGCCUACGCGAAAAGAUUUAAUUAAUUCACUCAAAAAUAACAAAUUUGAUGUCCUAGUAAUUGGAGGUGGUGCUACGGGUGCUGGCGUUGCUUUGGAUGCACAAACGCGAGGUCUUAAAACAGCCCUAGUUGAAUUGGAUGAUUUCUCCAGUGGUACAAGUUCACGAAGUACAAAAUUGAUACAUGGUGGUGUGCGUUAUCUCCAAGCAGCAAUAUUUGGUUUGGAUAUUGAGCAAUAUCGAAUGGUUAAGGAAGCUUUGUUCGAGCGUGCCAAUCUCAUUCAUUGUGCGCCUCAUCUGUCAUAUCCAUUACCGAUUAUGUUACCUAUUUAUAAAAUAUGGCAAGUACCAUACUAUUGGUUCGGUAUAAAGGCAUAUGAUGUUGUUUCCGGUGGACGAGUGCUAAAAAAGUCUUAUUACAUAAGUAAGACACAAGCACUGGAACUUUUUCCGAUGUUGAAAAAAGAGUCAUUAGUUGGUGCUUUAAUGUAUUAUGACGGUCAACAUAAUGAUUCUCGGAUGAAUAUUGCAAUAAUUUUAUCUGCAAUACGUCACGGCGCAAAAGCCGUAAAUCAUGUUAAAGUUAGCAAAUUGCUGAAAAAUGCAGAGGGUAUGGUAUGCGGUGCUCAUGUUGUUGAUACUAUAACUGGUGAGGAGUGGGACAUAGAGGCUAAAGCUGUAGUAAAUGCUACGGGUCCUUUCACUGAUUCAAUUCGUUUAAUGGCUGAUCCGGACACUGCACCAAUUUGUCAACCAUCAGCUGGUGUUCAUAUUGUGCUUCCCGGAUAUUACAGUCCAUCAUCAACGGGUUUGCUUGAUCCUUCGACGAGUGAUGGCCGCGUGAUAUUCUUUCUUCCGUGGCAGCGUAUGACCGUAGCAGGAACAACAGAUGCACCAGUACCGCUUACUUUUCAUCCGUCCCCAAGUGACGUUGAUAUUGAAUUCAUUCUUCGGGAAAUAAGGAAUUAUCUUUCAAAUGACGUUAGCGUUCGCAGAGGUGAUGUAAUGAGUGCGUGGUCAGGUUUGAGACCGUUGGUAAGAGAUCCUAAUAAAAAAGAUACGAAAUCUUUGGCACGCAACCACAUUAUUGAAGUUUCAAAAAGUGGACUGGUGACAAUUGCAGGCGGAAAAUGGACAACAUACAGACAUAUGGCUGAAGAAACAAUGGACAAAGUGGUUGAAGUUGCAAAUUUACAACCAUUGCGAAAAUGUGUCACAGCUGGAUUACUACUUGAAGGAGCACAUAACUGGGAUCCACUACUACAUAUCCGUUUAGUGCAGGAUUAUGGUCUGGACGAGGACGUUGCACGACAUUUGGCUUCAACUUAUGGUGAUAAGGCAUUCGCAGUUGCCAGGAUGUCGAAGAUAACAGGAAAACGGUGGCCAAUCAUUGGACAUCGAUUGCAUUCAGAGUUCCCUUAUAUUGAAGCUGAGGUAAAAUAUGCGGUGAAAGAAUAUGCUUGUACUGCUGUUGAUGUAAUUGCGCGUCGUUUACGUCUGGCAUUUCUGAAUACAUAUGCAGCUUAUGAAGUGCUUGAUAAGGUUGUAGAUAUUAUGGGUAAAGAAUUGAAUUGGUCAACAACAGAGAAGAAGAAACAGUUGAAUAUGGCUCGGGAAUUUAUUGAGGUAGAAAUGGGUCAGAAUGCUCGCGACCAUUCACUUUCUUCGGUGCCAAUCAGUUUAACAACAGAAGAAAUGCAAGCAGCUCGAGAACGCUUCAAAACAUUAGAUAAGGAAAACAAAGGACACAUAACGCUGAAUGAUCUUAGACGUCACUUCCAGAAACAUGACAGUAAAAUAGAUGAAAGUCUGCUUCAUGAGUUACUCAAUGAAGUUGAUCUGAAUAAAAAUGGAGAAAUUGAUCUCAACGAAUUUUUUCAAUUAUAUAGUGGACUGAAAGGUGGACAAAUAGCACAGAAUCGACUGGCACGAUAUUUGGAUGAAUUCGAUCCAAUGCCAGUGUCAGUCUUACGCUCAGGGGGCGGAAUUUAA